AUGAAUAAAUGGGUUAAUAAAUGGAUUCGAGUCUAUCUGAAAUGUUACAUAAAUUUAAUUUUAUAUCAUCGGAAUGUAUAUCCAGAAGUAUCGUUUGAUAUAACUACAUACCAAGGGUUUAAUUUACCACAAUCAAUACCAAUCAAUAGACAUGUUGGAUUGCAGAAUUACAUUGAAGAGCUCAUCGAGGAUCUCUUAAGUAAAAUUCUAAAGAUCUAUAGGUUUUCAAUCUGUAUUACUAGUUUUGAAGAUAACAUUUGUGUUGAGAAAUAUGUACUUGAUUUUGGAGAAUUUAAACAUAUCGAGAAUAUUGGGACCCUCCAAGAGUCUGAAGUAUUUGAUGAAUUCAGAUCAAGUUUAAAUAGUCUGAUAUCCAUAUUGGAAAAAAUGCCACCUAUAUCAGAUGAUACUGUGACAUUUGAAGCGACGAUAAAUGUAAUUGAUAUGCAAUUAGGGGAGAAUUCUCAAGAUAUAUCGACAAUUACCAACGAAGAGCAGAAAUUAGAAUAUGAAAGGGAUACAAAUUGGACUAAAUCUGAGGAGGACGAUAAUAAUGGCAUACAUCUAUCCAAGUCAGAUUCUUUGUAUUUACCAAAAACAAAAAUGACUUCAAUUGUAGGCUGUGAUGUUGGUCCUUUAAUUAUAUACGCUUAUUGUGAACAAUUAUUAACUGCAGAUGAAAGAGUAAAUAAAAUUUAUCCGACAAGUGAUACACCAGAACUUAUCAGCUCUAUAUGA
Vanderwaltozyma polyspora DSM 70294 is the source of this 738-nucleotide messenger RNA. It is a transcript of the gene REV7, whose product is annotated as Rev7p. Gene Ontology annotation, cellular component: zeta DNA polymerase complex. NCBI's taxonomy places the organism in Eukaryota, Fungi, Ascomycota, Saccharomycetes, Saccharomycetales, Saccharomycetaceae. The coding region runs from base 1 to 738 and encodes 245 amino acids. The transcript has a single exon. The record is from RefSeq and is a predicted model, not a curated record.